Molecule: messenger RNA, 724 nt
Organism: Paramacrobiotus metropolitanus
Lineage: Eukaryota; Metazoa; Tardigrada; Eutardigrada; Parachela; Macrobiotidae
Exons: 3
Coding region: 94-489 (131 amino acids)
Source: RefSeq, a predicted model, not a curated record
CCAGGCCAUUCCGAUUUAUGUUGUGACAUUAUCGAAUAACUGUAAACUGCGAAGUUAUAUUCGAAUAUUUGCAAACAGUAGCUGCAGUAUACAAUGGAGGUGACGUUUGUUAUUGCCGUGCUGCUCGCCCUGUCAGCGACGACCCUGGGCCAACUAGCUGGCGUCGGCACCGCCGGCAACGCGGUGGUGCAGAACGGGAGCCGGGCGACGCCGGUGGUGGACGCGGCGUGGACGGACCAGAGCGGGACGCUGCGCAGCGACACGCAGCAGUUCGUCAACACGGCCUGCAACGCCUACACCGCCGCGCAGCAGUCCUCCAUCGCCGCCUCCCUCCUCACCAGUCUGGCCGGCCGCUUCACGCGCCACAACUGGAGCGCCAUCGUCGGCACGCCCAACAACUUCGGCUUCCAGACCAACUACGCGGUCGGCUCGAGAUUUAAAGCCGCUUGCAACGGAAACGACUAUUACAUCUGGGGCAACGCCAAGUAAAGGAAAUGGCUUGCCAGAAAUUUACACAAAACCCCAAAUCCUCCGGAAAUAUGGAUCCUUCGCUGAUUAAUACCGAGCCGGCAGUUGUUUUCUCUAUAAAUCAUCGCGGACGCUCUUUAUGGCAAUUGUGCUUUCAUUUUUGUUUUUGUACAUAAAGAAACAUUAAGGAAUCGAAUGUUUCGCUUGUUGUGGAGGCGUACGCGUUAUAAGUGAAAUAAAUAAAAUUAAUCAAGAA